Molecule: messenger RNA, 3254 nt
Organism: Salvelinus sp. IW2-2015
Lineage: Eukaryota; Metazoa; Chordata; Actinopteri; Salmoniformes; Salmonidae
Product: transmembrane protein 200C
Source: RefSeq, a predicted model, not a curated record
CGAACACUAGUCCAUCGGUCCUACUUCUAGCCAAAAACGUUGGAGAAGUCUCACCACACGCGCUCUGGACGUUAGCAGCAGCACACGGCUGCAGAUCCAAACAUGGAUGGGGAGUGUUCGUUACCGAGAGGAUAGUUAAGAAGGCAAUUAUUCAAAUCCUGCAGCAAUUUCAGUCGAUGGCUGCUGUGGUGGUAUCAUAGCAACAACACCCAAGAAUUAGAAAAACAUUAACAAUAGCCCGGUAUCACCCGCUGCCUGCCAGCACAAAACUCUCCAUUACAAACUCGGCGCGCUGCUCUCUGACAAGACACUCCCUGGAGAGGAGCGCGAGUGCGCCGAAUAAAAAGGAUACUAUUUUUCUCCCAGACGCAGGUUGACUUGGAAAGGCUUGAGCAUCGAUGAAAACUACAUCGCCGAGUGACUGUGACUGGAUCCUCUUGCUGAAGAAGAUCGCCAGAUCCUUUGCCAGAAUGGAAUUACAUGGAAUAAACGAAGUUUCCUUUUACGACAUGAGAUAUCCGCGCCCGGGGAUCGAAACUUUCUUUUAGGGUUUUUAAUAUGUGGUUGUAUUGCCUGUCUUCUAUGCCUCAGGAUGAGUGAGUGAGCAGUCCGUCUGCCGAGUCCCAACCAUGAUCGCCACCGGAGGCCUGCUGCGGAUCAACAGGAGGCAGGACUCGCUGCGCUCUAAGAGCCGUGCAGAGAACAAGCGUAAGAGAAAAGCCAAGAAGAAGCAGAAGAAUGAGGUGGUGGUGGUCAAGGGCAAGCUGAAUCUGUGCUCCAUCUCGGGGGUGGUGGCGGCUAUUGGGAUUCUAAUCCUACUGGUGGGCAUUGCCAUGGCCAUACUGGGUUACUGGCCCAGGGAGAGCCCACUGUACCCGGAUCCGCCCAAAAUCCAGAGAAUUUACAACAAAAAGGAGGAGUCAGGGCUGACAGGCAACUGGACGAACAACGCGAAGGACGGAUUUCACUUGGAUGGGGAUUUGGUCAGUAACAAUCGUUCCAACGGCACAGGUUUAGAGCAGCCGUCCAUGGGCUUCCUGGCUGAGUUCUUGGAUAAGUACCUGUACUCGGACAGGUUGAAGGUGUUCGGUCCCCUCAUCAUGGGCAUUGGCAUCUUCCUGUUUAUCUGCGCCAACGCGGUGCUGCAUGAGAACCGCGAUAAGAAGACCAAAAUCAUCAACCUGAGGGACAUCUACUCCACUGUCAUUGACAUCCACAGCUUGCGGACUAAGGAGAACAUGCCACUCAAUGGCUUUGUGAACUACAUGCAGUCCAAAGGGGUGGAGGGCAAACCUAGCGCUGCAUAUACCGCCACCCUACUAGCCAAAGGCACUUGGCCCUCGGGAGGUUCGCCGGACGAGGGCAGCCUGGGCCCCUCCAGAUGCCACUCCCUGACUAGGUCAAGGGUGUCAUCUCUAGAGAGGCAGACGUUCACCGACACAGUCUACACUAUCUCCAGACACAGCGGGGCCGGCCAGCAGAGCAGCCCGAUUUCCAUCCCCAAACGGUGGGAGACCCGGACAAUAGUGGCCUCCUCGGUCAACGCCUUCACUCUCCCCAUGACCAAACCUAACCAUCGGGCCAACCAGCAUCAGCGCAGGCCUUCAGCCAAAGCAGAGGCAGGGAGGAGCAGGGCUGCCCUGUGUGACUCUGGCGAAGAAGACGAAGCCUGGGUUGGGUACGGUGUUCCAGAAACCACCACCCAGGCAAAUGUGGAGACUUUGCAGACGGCUAUGCUCCUGCCUCAGGACUCUGUGGAGGUGUACAAGAGCAGUGGUAGCCUCCAGGGGGCGCUUCAGGGCUCCCAGAUCCAGCUGCUCCCCUCGUCCCCCACUGGCCCCAGGGUGAUGGGUUCCCACUUGUCCCUCAGCGCCCUGACGGACUACUCCAGGUCCAUCGAUCUGGGCAUCACUCCAUCCACCCCCACCAAGUGGAAGGUGGAACGGUCCCGGCGACUCAGCUGCCCUCGUUUAGAGGUACCGGGAGGUGGUGGGUACAUCAAACUGGGCGACCUGGGGGGGGAGUCCUUUGAGUCAAGGGAGUCAUGUGAGGUGACCGCCUUCAGCCGAGUGACCUCAGAGGAGGGUCUGGCUAAAAGUCAGAGGGAAGGAGGAGUAGCCAAUGAACAGGAGGAGAGCAGCCCCGGGGAACGACAGGACAGGUGCUCAAGGCGAUACUCCAACAAAGAGAAACUUCUCAUGAUCUCUCAGUCAGACUCCGUUUUGGACGAUGAGGAAGUGGAUAGCACAGAGAUAUGAUUGGACAAUUACUGAUUGGUGGAUUGAGUUUAUUUGAAAGAAAUGGACACAGGAUAACUCGCAGUUGGUUUAAGACACUUGAGCUGUUUAAUGGAAUUAUGACAAUGACAAUACUGCAUAGGAUCUGAGAUCUAGAGGAUCUUGUGGUUCGUUGCAAAUGCAAUUAUCGAUAUGUGAUCAAAAACCGAACAUGGUCUUUGGAGGCUAUGAAAACAGAAGACUGUGUGUAUAGUAUUUUGUCAAUGGUUUGUUUGUGUAGGUUGGAAGCAUCGCACCCAACUGAAAGAGUUUCAAAGCAAAAAGAUAACAUUAACCAAAAAAGGGCCCGUUUUAAAAUGGUGAUUGAACAGUUAGUUACUGUACCAUCCACUUGAUGUAAUAGUUUCUCUAAUUUGUAGAAAUAUAGUGUGUCUGUUCCACCUACUGUCACAACUGAUACUGUAGUAGUAUAUUGAUUGAGAGUUGCUGUCUCAACAGCAUGUAUUUUGUACUUUAAUGUCUUUGCCGUUUUUAUCAGUUUGAAUUCAAACUUUAAUAGCAAUACAUCAUUGACCAUCUCUGUUUGCUUGUGGGGGAAACAAUGUUGGCAUAUUUGCCUGUGUGUCUUUUAAAUUCUCUGAGUAAGGCUUGUAUGUUAUUGUUUAGAACUGUCUUGACUUGCUUGUUAAGGAAUCUACUGUAUAUCUUUGCUAUCGCUUUUGCCUGAGCGAAAUUAAAAACAACACACUAACUAGCACAAUUCACAGCUGAACACUUGUAUCUCUGUACAAGUAGCCUAAGUACCUUAGCACAAGUAACCAUCUGUGGAAAAAAUACUUAUCAAAUCAAUGUUAUCCUGUGCAAAAGCAGCUGGAUUGUUUUUGUAGUUGGUUCUUGUUCAAUAACACACCUGCAGUAAAUAAUUGUAUUCCAAUUGUUCCUGGUGCCCAUGGUCAAUUCAACCAUCCCAUGGUCGUCCUAUGGCUCAAUCAGUCUUCAAAUAAACAUAUGAAGCUG